This is a messenger RNA of Spathaspora passalidarum NRRL Y-27907, 2537 nucleotides long. RefSeq names its product amino acid transporter (gene AGC1). The transcript has a single exon. The record is from RefSeq and is a predicted model, not a curated record. Gene Ontology annotation, molecular function: L-aspartate transmembrane transporter activity; L-glutamate transmembrane transporter activity. Gene Ontology annotation, biological process: aspartate transmembrane transport; L-glutamate transmembrane transport; malate-aspartate shuttle. The coding region runs from base 189 to 2348 and encodes 719 amino acids. NCBI's taxonomy places the organism in Eukaryota, Fungi, Ascomycota, Pichiomycetes, Serinales, Debaryomycetaceae.
AAGGGUUUCUCCUCCGUUUCAACAACACUCUUCUGUUCCUCGCAUUUUAGCAUUCCGGUUGUUAAUUACUACCAAUCGAAAUUACGUUUUCUGAUAUCCACCGAGUCCGGAAACACUCACAAUCUACCAUAAGAAAACUAUUCAUCCUGCUUAUUUAAGAUUCGUUUGUCUACAAGUUACUAGUUAUCAUGUCCACUGAAAUAAAAGCUAGAGAAAUUUUUAAUCAGUUUGCAACAGCUGGUACAAAUGCUGAUGAAAAAAUUUUGACUUUACCUGACUUUGUCAACAUUUUAUCCCCAUUCCAAACCGAUGUUCCAAAGCAAACCUUUUCUUUGUUAUACUUGGUUGCAGACACUGAAAAGAAGGGUUAUUUGACUGAAAAUAAUUGGUUAGAUUUUAUCCAAACAAUCACUUCUACUGAUGGUGAUUUUAAGAUCUUGUACAAGUUCCUUUCGCAAUCUAGUGAUACAAAGUCAAAAAUCACCUAUAAUGAAUGUGUUGACAUUUUAAACAAAAUCAAUACCUCCAUAGAUCCAAAAUAUCAACAAAAAUUGAUGAAAAUGAACUGGUCAUAUUUUCCAAGGUUUUUCGAACCAAGCGGAUCUAUAGAGUACAACGACUUUGUUACUUUAAUUAGUUUCUUGCCAGUGACAAAAUUGAUUGGUAACUUUGAGGUUAUUGCCUCAAAGAAAAAGACCAUUACUGGUGACCAAUUAAUUGAUUUGUUAACAACCACUUUAAAUCAUAAAAUUUCAAAUAAAUUAAAGGCUAAUUUGAGUCAUGUGACUGAAUUUUUUGGUAACAAGAAGGAAUUCACUUUGGCCAAUUUGUUGUUUAUUUACGAUAGUAUUACCAAAGUUGACUUGAUUAAUGAAGUUAUUGUUAAUACUCCACCAACCACUCAAGAUAAGGAUGAUAUUCAUAUCAACAAAAAAGAUUUGUACGCCCAUUUGAACGACCCAUUAUUAAAAUCUUCUAAUUUCAAACCUAUUUCUACCCGAGAAAUCGAUUUAUUGUUUUAUUUAAUUAAUAAGGAAAAUGAUGACAAUAUUUCUCGUAAGGAAAUGGUCUCAUUCUUAAACCCAAAUGUUAACAACAACUUGGCUUCAUUACCAAAGAUUUUUGAACAUCCACAAUCUCGUCAUUCAAUUCGUGAGACUGAUAAUUUUUCAUUAUGGCCAAUUUAUGAUUCCUUGUAUUCAUUCUUUUUAGGAUCAAUCGCAGGGUGUAUUGGUGCAACUGUGGUUUAUCCUAUUGAUUUGGUUAAAACAAGAAUGCAAGCUCAAAAGCACAAAGCAUUAUAUGACAAUUCUAUCGAUUGUUUCAAGAAAAUUAUUAAAAAUGAAGGGUUUAGAGGUUUGUACUCGGGUUUAGGUGCUCAAUUAGUUGGUGUUGCUCCUGAAAAGGCUAUCAAGUUAACUGUUAAUGAUUUGGUUCGUAAAAUUGGUACUAAGGAAGAUGGUUCUAUUGAAAUGAAGUGGGAAAUUUUGGCUGGUAUGUCUGCUGGUGCUUGUCAAGUUAUUUUCACCAAUCCUUUGGAAAUUGUCAAGAUCAGAUUGCAAAUGCAAGGUAAUACAAAGAUUUUAACUCAUCCAGGAGAAAUUCCUCACAAGCAUUUAAAUGCUUCCCAAAUCGUUAGACAAUUGGGUUUGAAAGGGUUGUAUAAAGGGGCCAGUGCAUGUUUGUUGAGAGAUGUUCCCUUCUCGGCUAUUUAUUUCCCAGUUUAUGCUAAUUUAAAGAAGCAUUUGUUUGGAUUUGACCCACAAGAUUCUACCAAGAAGAAAAAACUUUCCAGUUGGCAAUUAUUAAUUGCUGGUGCCAUGGCUGGUGCACCAUCUGCAUUCUUCACUACCCCGGCUGAUGUUAUUAAGACAAGAUUACAAGUUGCUGCAAAAUCAACUGAUGUUAAAUAUAGAGGUAUUUUAGAUUGUGGUGCUACAAUCUUGAAGGAAGAAGGUUUCAGUGCUUUCUUUAAAGGUUCUUUGGCUCGUGUUUUCAGAUCAUCCCCACAAUUUGGUUUCACCUUAGCUUCUUAUGAAUUAUUACAAAGCUUAUUCCCAUUAACUCCUCCAGUUACUAGAACUUCUAACUUCAAGGCGAUUAGUGGAUAUCCUGGUGUUUACAACUUAACCAAUGAUCAAGUUUAUAAUUCCCAAGAGAAGAACGAUAGAAUAAUCUAUAUGAACAAAUCUGAAAUUUGUCCAAACACACAAAAUGAUGCAUUAGUUAAGUUGCCUGCUGAAUAUGUUUACAAGGCACGUGAUACUAUAAAAUUAUUGUUGGAUAUGGAUCAUAAGUUUGGUAAUUUCAGUUACGAUUCUUACUUAAAUUAUAUCCAAAAGAAAUAAUAGAGAAAAUUAUUAUGUAAUGACUUUUUUAUCCUAGAUUUUUGUAUAUGCUAUUAAUAAAAUUAUAGAUUCAUUUAGUAUUUAUUGACUCAUGUAAACUGUGAAGAAAUGUGUAGAACAAAAGCAGGGACUUUGAUGAAUAGGUAAGGGGCAUUGGAGGGGCGUGCCCUUGCUGUAAAGCAAGGAUAC